Messenger RNA from Cannabis sativa, 1662 nucleotides. RefSeq names its product large ribosomal subunit protein uL4. The transcript is spliced from 2 exons. Bases 175 to 1398 code for a protein of 407 amino acids. Gene Ontology annotation, biological process: translation. The record is from RefSeq and is a predicted model, not a curated record. Gene Ontology annotation, cellular component: cytosolic large ribosomal subunit; ribosome. Gene Ontology annotation, molecular function: structural constituent of ribosome; RNA binding. Lineage: Eukaryota; Viridiplantae; Streptophyta; Magnoliopsida; Rosales; Cannabaceae.
CAAGCCCAAAGCCUUAAACAGCUUACUAAGAGGCCGAGAAAUCCAUACCCAAACAGCCCUAGUUUCUGCCACUACCUAUAUAAUGAUCGUUUUUUCUCCAAACCCUACCAUUUUCACAGAUAAAAAACCCUAGAAACCUUCCCCCUUCCCCUUGUCCCCCUGAAGAUCCUAUCAAUGGCCGCCACAGCCGCUGCUCGACCUCUAGUCACGGUUCAGGCCCUUGAUGGCGAUAUGGCCACCGACUCUGCACCAACUGUCCCACUACCGGACGUCAUGAAGGCCUCGAUCCGUCCUGAUAUCGUUAACUUCGUCCACUCCAAUAUCUCAAAAAACAAGAGGCAGCCUUACGCUGUGAGCAAGAAAGCUGGUCACCAGACCUCCGCCGAGUCAUGGGGUACCGGUCGUGCUGUUUCUCGUAUCCCCCGUGUCCCUGGUGGUGGUACUCACCGUGCUGGACAGGGAGCCUUCGGUAACAUGUGUCGUGGUGGACGCAUGUUCGCUCCUACCAAGAUCUGGCGCCGAUGGCAUAGAAAGAUCAAUGUGAAUCAGAAGCGGUACGCCGUCGUUUCAGCUAUUGCCGCUUCCGCUGUUCCCUCUUUGGUUAUGGCUCGUGGUCACAGAGUGGAGUCUGUUCCUGAACUUCCUUUGGUCAUAAGUGACGCAGCUGAGGGUGUCGAGAAGACAUCUGCGGCAAUUAAGGUCUUGAAGCAGAUCGGCGCUUAUGAAGAUGCUGAGAAGGCUAAGGACAGCCAUUCGAUUCGUCCUGGUAAGGGUAAGAUGAGGAAUCGUCGUUACAUUAACCGUAAGGGACCUCUUAUUGUUUAUGGAACUGAGGGUGCGAAGCUUGUCAAGGCAUUCAGGAACAUUCCUGGUGUCGAUAUCGUUAAUGUUGAGAGGCUUAAUUUGCUUAAGCUUGCCCCUGGGGGUCACCUUGGAAGGUUUGUAAUCUGGACCAAGUCUGCUUUUGAGAAGCUUGACUCGAUCUAUGGUUCAUUUGAUAAGCUUUCUUUGAAGAAGAAAUCAUACGUGCUGCCUAGGUCUAAGAUGGUGAAUGCUGAUUUGGCUAGAAUUAUCAACUCUGAUGAGGUUCAAUCUGUUGUAAGGCCGAUUAAGAAGGAGUCCAAGAGGGCACCAUUGAAGAAGAACCCUCUGAAAAACCUCAACGCCAUGUUGAAGCUUAACCCAUAUGCCAAGACUGCAAAGAGGAUGUCCUUGUUGGCUGAGGCUCAACGUGUGAAGUCUAAGGCAGAGAAGCUCGAGCAGAAGAGAAAGCCCAUUUCUAAGGAGGAAGCUGCCGCCAUCAAGUCCGCAGGAAAGGCUUGGUACCAAACUAUGAUCUCAGAUUCUGACUACACCGAGUUUGAAGUGUUCACCAAAUGGCUCGGCGUGUCACAGUGAUUCAAUAUUUGUGCGUUUGAAUACCUUGAGACUUUGUUUUGUUUUGGUGUUAGUUUUGUUUUUCUUUUUGGACAUUUCAAGUGUGAGAAGGGAGACUGGGAGUUCUGACUUGUUGUCUGUAAUCCUCUUCUCUUUCUCUUAUUCCCCCUUCAACAAGAGUUUUUAUUAUCUAUCAGUUAUGAACCUCAGUAUUCUAGAUUUCUUAGUGUAGUUGGUCAAACGACAUUUUACAUUAUUACAUAAACAAUUUUGCAUCUUCGUUCA